AGAUCGUAGAAGAAGUGUUGAUUUUUAGCAGACCCUUAAUCGACCAUCGCUCAUAUUUCAACCGCGACGCUGCCGAGAUCGACUAGCUGGAAAUGGAUAUUCCUCGAUCGAGGGAAUCACAAGAAUAUGAUCAGCGAACGAUGCAACGACCAGCGGAUACAUCUUCACGAACAUCUCCACUAAGUGUGCAGACAAAUCCCGUCAUGAGCGCGAAUUUCAAAGUCAAUAUGUGGCAAAAUCGCCCAUUUGAUAGUGGUGUACAUACAAUGACGCAUAGCCAGGCCCCUUCGAUGAUGUCGAUGACGUCUAUCCAUGCCGGCUCACAGAUCUCCACAAUGUCUUCGGUUGUUGACACGGAUGUAGCCGAACUCACCGAUCAGCAACAACAAAAAUUCGAAAACAUCUCGCUAGCGCUAUGUCCAACACAUCCAGAAUUUGGCAAUGCUGAAGGUGUGAUACCAGAACUGCUAAAUUUGAUGAAGGACAACGACGAGGUUGUUGUAUAUAGAGCACUGUUCAUAAUGCAAAAUAUUGCCAAGUUGGAUGCGGACAUUUCAAGGACACCAAGCGCGCGAAUUCGCGGCAGCGAAGCAGUGAUGGCCAUUUUGAAUGUGCUGCAAGUGCGCAGGAACACUCCGAAUAUCAUCCGAAUGGCUUUGGGCACCUUAUUUCAAAUUUGUAUAAGAGCCGAUGGCCUCGAUGAUGUUGCAAAUGUAAAUGCACAAACUAACGGUGAACUCAUUAGAAUGCUGAUUGAACAUGCAAGAACUGUGCCAUUUUCCUGCUACAAGUACGCGUUACUAACAUUACAUAGCUUGAUUUCUGAUAAAGUUCAUGGGGCACAAUGUGCUCAACAAGCUAGACAAAUGGACACUAUGCAGGUUGUUUCCGAAUGGCUACAGCACGAAAAGAGCGAAAAGCUUUUGCCCGUGAUUGUCGAUUUGGUUAGGAUAUUAUGUGAUAAAAACCAUGAGCAGAAGGCCUAUUUUCUUGGCAUGAAUGGCAUUCCAAAACUGCUCAACAUUCUCAAAAAAUGUCUAUAUGAAAACUGCCUCUGGAGAACUACUCGUUUGCUCACCGUCUUUUCUAACUUCAAUCCUCAAAUGCUUGUGCAAUGUAAUGCGCCAGCAGUGCUUGCACCACAGCUGGCACACGAUUCCGAGCGGCUAGUAUUGGUGUCACUUGAGUGUCUUCGAAACAUCAGCGAUGUGCCAACGGAAGCUAAUCGUUACGAUUUGCUGCGGGCAUUACUGCGAUUGUUUGGACAUCGUAAUCACAAAGUCAUACGAUAUACACUGGAUAUCCUUGCCAAUCUCUGCGCUAAUAACAAAAUCAACAAGGAAUUUCUCAUAUCUAACGGAAUUGUCAGCUAUUUGAUACGAGUUUUGAACGAAGAACGAGCCAUGAGCAAGCAAAAUCAAACCAUCGUCGUGGAAGAAAUUCAAGAGUGUAUACUGUCGAUUCUUUGCACAUUAUGCGUUGGAAACAGUAUGGGUGAAGAUGUUCGGAUAGAAGUAUUCCGGCAGCCACAGCUAUUUCUCGAAAAGCUCAUACAUAUGAGACCGAUCUUGCUUAAGCAGACAUUACAGCUACUCUCCAAAGCGGCAUUGAGAGACGAAAACUUGCCAGGUUUUCGAAAUUGUUUCAUAGAUGGAAUCUGCUUCAUUCAGCAGAUUGUCUACAUUCUACGAGUCGCUUGUAAUCAACCACCAGAGACUCAAACCGUAGAAGGAAUCAAAGUUAGCGAACUGAUAAAUCUUUCCAUGACUGUGUUACAUUGCCUAUGUCGAGAUAGAGAAUUGUUGGAAAUGGUGGUCUACUAUCUUCUCUGCAAUGAAAAUAUGAAAGUAGGAGAAUGUGAUGUGCUUUUGCCAGUUUAUGCUCUUCACGAAGCUCACGAUGAAGCAGUCAAAAAGUCAGCGAUCUCACUGAUUGAAGCUACGGUACAUCAUCCAAAGAUGGCUAUGUUCUUCAGUCAGAGUCAUACUUUGAUCAAUGGUCUACAACACUAUGCUAGGAGUUGCAACCCUGUCUUAGCAAAUCUUGCCAAGGAGUCCUUAAAAUCUAUUAUGCAUGGAGGGGCGAUGUCUCGAAGUCAAAUGCCACCAUCGUAUAUGAGAACCAAAGAAAAGACCAACGCUCUGCCUUCUUUGGAAGUGUCAACUUCUUCGACAGCGGCUCCAUCAGCAAUGCCAAGUCCUACAGCUCGAAGUACCCGAACGAACAAUGAGCUUUGGCAGCAACCGAUGGAAGGUGCUGGGGAGCAAAUUCCAGAGGAUUUCGCCAUAGUGGACGAUCCUUUUGUGAAUGUUUUUUGCCCAACAGCAGUACCUCAAAGCUCUCCUCCAUUCUCACCAUCUGUCAAUCAUUCCGAUAUGAAUGAUAAUACAAUGGGAACGUAUGGAGAAGAAGUUAUGCAAAUCAGUAGCCCGCAAAGCACGUGGGAUUCGCCAAGUUCACUUCACUAUACUGAACAACCCGGUUAUUUGCCACCAGAAAUGGGACCGUCCCACCCACCUCAUCACGUGUCCGAGUCCGAGUUACCCUCGCAUAUGAGCACAUUUUCACAUCAUCCACCACAACAGAUGCCAUAUCCAAAUCAAUCAUGGCAUUCACAAAUGCCUCAUCUACACUCGGAAAUAGGAAAUUAUUCUAUGCAUAAUUAUUAUCCAGUGCAAAAUCAGUCGUAUGUGUCAAAUCCAGAUUAUACGCAAAGAUACGACCAAUAUCACCAUCAAUACGGUCGAUUUCACUAGUUACUUUUCCAAUUUUUGAGGUACAGCACCUUUGCGAUUUCAUCGCUAAAAUAGCUCAAAGAACACAAUUUUCUUCGCAAUAAGCUCUUAUAGUACAGUAUGCUUGCUUUUAGCAACUGUUACUUUAUUAUAGCAUCACUUUCGAACACAAAAUCCGCGUGUGAUAGCUAACCGUAAAUCGCUUUGUAAUACCUCAAUAACUUUAUGCUAAUGUGCCGUGCGCAAAAAUCUACCAAUGAUUCCUGUUGUCAUAUUCACCGAAAGAUUCUCAUU
Molecule: messenger RNA, 3029 nt
Organism: Cylicocyclus nassatus
Lineage: Eukaryota; Metazoa; Nematoda; Chromadorea; Rhabditida; Strongylidae
Source: the annotation of a GenBank genome assembly